This is a messenger RNA of Stylonychia lemnae, 483 nucleotides long. The record is from the annotation of a GenBank genome assembly. Lineage: Eukaryota; Ciliophora; Spirotrichea; Sporadotrichida; Oxytrichidae.
AUGAGUGAACAAUUUGCUUAAGGAGCUACUCUCUAAAGAUAUAACCAAGAUUUGUCUCGUUAUAUUGAAAAUAUUAGAGUUGGAAGGGAUGAUUUGCAUGAGGAAAUUAUCAAGGAUGAGGAGGAAAAGCAUUAAAUUGAAAGCGAAAUCGCAAGUUUAACAGAAAGAUUAGGAUCAUUGAGUGAUGCCCUCCUCAAGAAAUACGAAGCAAGAGAGGAAUUUGAUAGAACAAUCUCUGAGACUGAACAGGCUUUCAUGAAAAUCCUAGAAUCCUCAUAAACUCUGUUGCAUGUUUUGAAGAAGGAAGACUCGCAACUCUCUAAGAAGAAGUUCAAUGUCUCAACCAGAAAAAUCAGCAACAAUCUUAAAGAGUAUUAACAAUCUCCAGAGAAGAAACCUUCAAACACCACUAGAAAAUUCAAAGCUUAGCCAGUACACGACUAGAGUGCUGACUACUCAUAUGAUAAUACAAUUGAUAAUUGA